CAAACGACCACCGGAACGCCAGGAUACAAAUCGGAAAUCAUACAGGGGACUCCGGGAAUUUUCUCUCUCGCCUUUGUACUUCAUGCAUAGUAAUACCCCGACCUCGACGCUUCGGGGGUCGCCCUCGAAACGGAGCAAAUCUUCCCGAUUCACCACGCCUACCCCAGCACAGGCCGUAUCUAAUUCUGCCAGCUCCUCCAAAUUGCCGGACCAGCCAAUUUCUACAUUUUACUCAUGUAUCAGUAUUCCAGUUGAAGGCGCGAUUCCAAUUGAAGACGAGCCGCCUCAUGAUUCUAGGACUCCUUUGCCAGAGCCUUCCUCUGAACAGAAGCGGGCCCCGCGGAAAUCAAAGACAGAUGCUCUGGCUGCUAUGAAGGACAGAGAAAUAUCGUACUCGGUCGAUCGCGAUGACUCUGAGCCUCCCGACAUUUUAGAAGAGAUGUACCGCAAUGCCGUUCCCAUCACCGUCUCUCCCACACUUGACCUCUCCACCGUUAAAACAACAAGUCCCCGUGGCUAUAAACCUCCACCUAAUGUCUCUCGCCCCUUCGAAAUAAAGGAUUGUCCUGAAUAUUUUCCUACUGCGGAGGAAUUCAAAGACCCGAUGGCGUACAUCAACUCUAUCGCAGAUGAGGCCAAAGCUUUCGGUAUCUGCAAGAUUGUACCGCCAGAAGGCUGGAAGAUGCCUUUCGUGACAAACACUGAAACAUUUCGCUUCAAGACCCGUCUGCAGCGUCUUAACUCGAUAGAGGCCGCAUCUAGAGCAAAGAUAAACUUUUUGGAGCAACUGUAUCGAUUCCACAAGCAGCAGGGGAAUGCGCGUGUUGUUAUCCCCACCAUCAACCACAAGCCACUGGAUCUGUGGCUCCUAAAGAAGGAAGUCAACAAACUGGGAGGAUAUGAAGCGGUCACCCGAGAUAAGAAAUGGUCAGAACUGGGCAGGCUCCUCGGCUAUCGAGGUAUACAAGGUCUGGCCACACAGAUCAAACAGUCCUAUUUGCGAGUUGUUUUGCCCUACGAGCGUUUCUGUGAUCAACCAAGGAACGCGCCUAACACACCUUCAAACGCCCAGCCGGGUAAGCCAUUGAAUCGGUCGGAUACGAAUGGCGUCGACCCUGCACCUACAUUCAGUCCCCUUACCCCUUCGAGUCCGCUCUCAGAGCCGCCACUUGACACGGAUGAAGAAGAUGACGGCCCCGAUACGCCCACUAGGCCAAGACGAAGCAGGCGGGUCAACUCCUCUGAUCCCACAGCUUCCAACUCGAAGAAAUCCGUUGUUAACGCUGGUCCUGCCAUCCCGGUUGAUAUACCGGCUGUUCUUCACUCUAAAAUUGGCGGUAAGGAAAUAACAGAGGCACACUGUGAAAUAUGUCUGCAGGACGACAAUGGGACCUCCAUGCUAUUGUGUGAUGGCUGUGACUGUGGUUUUCACACUUUCUGUUUGACGCCACGCGUAAAGAGCAUUCCCAAAGGACAGUGGUAUUGCCACGCCUGCCUUUCAGGGUCUGGCCGUGAUUUUGGUUUUGACGAAGGCGAUGAGCACACUUUGUCCACUUUCCAAGCUCGGGACGCAGAAUUUAGGCGCGUUUGGUUCAAAACGCACCCCCCAUCAAGGCCGGAAAAUGCCAUAGAUGUCGACGAUCCUACAAAUACCCGUAUCGGUAAUGUGACGCUCUCCGAGUACGAUAUGGAGAAUGAGUUCUGGCGAUUGGUUCAGACACCUCAUGAAACGGUUGAGAUCGAGUAUGGUGCUGACGUGCAUUCUACGACACAUGGAAGUGCCAUGCCUACCAUGGAAUCACAUCCAUUAGAUCCUUAUGCAAAAGAUCCUUGGAAUCUUAACAACAUUCCUAUUGUCAAUGACUCUCUGUUGCGGUUCAUCAAAUCGGAUAUUUCUGGCAUGACUGUUCCAUGGACUUAUGUGGGAAUGACAUUUUCGACUUUCUGUUGGCACAAUGAGGAUCAUUACACUUAUAGUAUUAACUUCAUGCACUGGGGCGAAACGAAAACCUGGUAUGGAAUCGCCGGCGAGGAUGCAGCUUUAUUUGAAGCUGCAAUUCGCAGCGAAGCGCCUGAUCUGUUCGAAGCACAGCCUGAUCUUCUUUUCCAAUUGGUCACGCUCAUGAAUCCGCAACUUGUCAAGGAGGCUGGUGUACGCGUGUUCGCCUGCAAUCAGAGGCCGGGAGAAUUUGUCAUCACGUUCCCCGAAUCUUAUCAUGCAGGUUUCAACCAUGGUCUUAACUUCAACGAGGCUGUCAAUUUCGCGCUUCCCGAUUGGUUGCCCCACGGUAGAGAUUGUGUGCAGAGAUACCGCGAUCACAGAAAGCUACCCGUGUUUUCGCAUGAUGAGCUGCUCAUUACCAUUACUCAGCAGUCACAAUCAAUCACAACGGCUAUAUGGCUAAUAGACAGUCUGAGGGAAAUGACGGAUCGGGAAAUGCACGACCGUGAGACCGCACGCUCUAUGGGCAUGGCACAGAUUUUGGAUGAACAAGAUCGACCAGAAGAUCACUAUCAAUGCGCUGUCUGUAAAACGUUUUGCUAUCUCUCUCAGGUCACUAGCAGUUGCACUACGCAAGUUGUGUGCGUAGACCAUGCGCAUCUGCUCUGUGACAAGACCGAUCACCAGGCUACGUACACGCUACGAAAACGCUUCUCGGACGAUGAAUUAUUGGAGAUCCUUGCUAAAGUCGAAGAACGUGCUGGUAUACCCUCGACAUGGCAAACAAAGCUUUCCAAACUGCUCUCUGAUAGCCCUAAGCCACCCCUUCGCACUCUUCGUGCCCUUCUUGCCGAAGGAGAACGAAUCAACUACCACAUACCCGAACUUGCACAUCUUAAAAAGUGUGUCGCCAAAGCUAAUGAAUGGGUAGAUGAAGCCAAUGCAUUCAUCGUUCGCAAACAGAGUCGCAAACGGUCGAGGCGCUCACGAGGCCGUCACGCUCUGAAUGACGUGGAUGAUUCGGAUCGACCUGAUCGAACUUUGGAUGACCUGUAUCAGGUGCUGAAGAAGGUUGAUAUGCUCGGUUUCGAUUGUUCUGAAAUAGCAGCGCUACAAAGUCUGGCACAGCGGGCUGAGGAUAUGAAGAAACAGGCUGACGUGCUCAUGGGAGAAGACCAGGACACUGAAGCGCAAGACUAUAUCGAUCGGUGCAGACGUCUUCUCUUAGAAGGCUCGUCUUUGAAUGUUCUACUUGAUGCAUUAGUACGAGUGGAACAGAUCGUCGAAAGGGUACAGCUGAGCAAGGAGCUCAAGGAGAAGCUGGAUGAUGGGGAGAUUUCGCUGACACUGGAGGACGUGCGCCAGCUUCUGACACGUACUCGUGCGUGCGAUAUGCCCGCCGACGAUAAGCACGUGCAGCUUUUAGAAAGCCGGCAGCGUGUCGGAGACACUUAUGAGGAUCGGGCAAAGAGUGUUCUCUCCCUACCCAUCAAAACCAUAGAAGAACUGGAGGAAUUUGCUAACCUGGACAGUAGCAUCCCCAUUGAUCCCACAGUUCUCGAUCGGCUCAUGCAAGCUCGUGCCAAAGCGAAAGACUUCGAAAAGCAGGCUCUAGCUUGGCUACAUCCUGAACCUGAUAUAUCAAAACCCCGACCACAGGACGUUAUGCGACUUGUAAACCGUGCUGAGAAGGACUUCAAGAUAGCUGCAGUGCGCGAUCUCAAAGUCACUGCUGAAAUUGCGGUUGACCUUGAGACUCGAUGCGAACAAGUGAAGAACAACAAGUAUCGCAAGUCCUCGAAUGAGGAUUUGUUCGCUACUUUGAAGCAAUGGCGCUCUUACACAAGGGACCAUCUCAAAAUGUUUACUUUGCCGUUCUUUGACGAGGUUGAGAAGGAACUUGGUAAACACGAACAGUGGCUGAAAGAAUUACCUUGGUGGUGCGAGGAGCACGAACAGCCCGAGGGUCAGGAUAUCCUUGACGAUGUGAUGGCUUGCACUCGCCAAGAGGACGACGACCCUCCCACAGACGAGUUCUUCACUUGCAUCUGCAACAACCCUGUGCGCCCUCCGCCUGCAGGAAUUCCAUCUGACGCCGUGCAAUGCGACUAUUGCUUCGCUCGAUUCCAUGGAGAGUGUGCCAAAAACGGAGGUUCUUGUCCAUUUUGCGACCAUCAUCACUGGAAUGGCGAAAUACGUAAGGAACGGAACUGGCAUUUCUGCUAUCUUCCUCACAUCCUUCGGAACGCGCCUGAUAUUACUAAGAACUAUUCUGAUGACUGGAGGCAGUUGCAGAUCAUCAUUCAUCGCGUCGAUCGCCUAUCAGCCGUGAUUGGCCAGUUUCUGUCGUAUACGUCACAACCUGAUCAUCAACGACCCGAUUUCAUUCACCAAGUCCGACACUACAUGCGUAAACUCUACAAGAUCCAGUUUGCGGUUUCCCCCAACCCAGACGUUUCGUUCGGACUGGAUCUUGCCCAGCUUCAUCGUAUAUUGGCUGGACGACCCCCUCUUAUGCGGACGAAGAGACGCAAACGGCCCAAGUUCACCUUUGGCCAGGACAUUGACCGUGACUGGUCGGACGGUACGCGAUGCAUUUGCAGAGGUCGUACACCUUACCUUCUCAAUUAUGCAAUGGUCCAAUGCGAGUCAUGUGAAAAGCACUAUCACUCAGGUUGUGUUUUCUUCCCUCAGGAACCUACGACUCAUGCCCGGAAGCAUUACAUAUGUCCUCUUUGCUGUUUACGGAAGGGAAGACCCUAUCCAUUUGCUGAAGUCAGGGUAAAACCUUACGCAGAAGGAAACAUCGCCCCCGAAAUCUACGUUAAUGUUGAAGAGAUGCUGGAAAGUUGUAGCAAGGAUAUCAUUUACAAGAAGCUGCCUCCGCCAUACAUGGCAACGCUUUUCGUUGAAUUGGUUAAGUUCAGCCCUUGUCAGCCGGAGACACCAAAUGUUGAGCCGCAUCCGUUGUCCUCUUCUUCAAUACCCCCACCUGGUUCUUCUCGAGCUCCUCUUCCUCCCCAUAAUAGCGUGUCUCAUCAUACCCGACAUCUUCCUGCUGCCAUACCUGUAGCAUCAUCUUCUCGACCAUUAUCGAAUUCACCCUCGUCUGGUCAACAUCCUCCACCACCUCCGUGGUCCCGGUGGAACACGUCUCACCCUCUUCUUGGAUCGUCCCCAACCUUGCCACGACGCGAGAUCAUACCGAUUGAGCCUCAACCCCUGAGAAAGCGCAAGCACUAUGACGAAUCGCCUUUAGAAGAGUUCAGGCCUCUUAGAGCACCUUCGCCAAAGCGGCGCUCUCUCGAGCCUCCAAAUCUCCCAUCGGUGUCUCAAACCGCCACGCCUGUCCUUCCACCUCUGCACACACCCCGGCAGACGCUCUCGCCGUCCCUCGCUAUGAUUAUGUCUACGCCAGAUCCACCGUAUUCAGGUCCUACGUAUGAUGCACAUAAUGCUCGUUUACUUGACGUCAAGACCUCACCUUCCCUUAUACCGAGAAAUAGGUGAUGCAUAGAUUUUUGGGAUUAACUUUGAGUGUCUGGUAUGCUCUUUUUGCUCUACAUGCUGUCGUAUUUAUAUGUCCUCUCCCUUGUAAUAUCAAUGCUAUAUUAUAAACUGGAAGAAACAC
This is a messenger RNA of Guyanagaster necrorhizus, 5573 nucleotides long. RefSeq lists its product as uncharacterized. Gene Ontology annotation, biological process: chromatin remodeling; regulation of DNA-templated transcription. The record is from RefSeq and is a predicted model, not a curated record. Gene Ontology annotation, molecular function: histone H3K4me/H3K4me2/H3K4me3 demethylase activity; DNA binding. Lineage: Eukaryota; Fungi; Basidiomycota; Agaricomycetes; Agaricales; Physalacriaceae. Bases 83 to 5452 code for a protein of 1789 amino acids. Gene Ontology annotation, cellular component: chromatin; nucleus. The transcript is spliced from 12 exons.